Messenger RNA from Anas platyrhynchos (mallard), 2208 nucleotides. Its product is annotated as E3 ubiquitin-protein ligase RNF19B-like. Gene Ontology annotation, biological process: protein ubiquitination. The record is from RefSeq and is a predicted model, not a curated record. Lineage: Eukaryota; Metazoa; Chordata; Aves; Anseriformes; Anatidae. Gene Ontology annotation, molecular function: zinc ion binding; ubiquitin-protein transferase activity.
CGCUGCUCCGCCGCCCCGCUGCCGGCACCGGGAGGGAGCGGGGGGAGGAGGAGGAGGAGGAGGAGGGGGGCGGGGGCCGCGCCUCCGGCAUGCGGCGGGGGGGGCCCGGCCGGGCGCGGGCCGGGCGGCGGCGGAGGCAGGUCCUGGAGGGAGUUGCGUGUGUUGGACUUUGUGGCUGUCUUGGGGAAGCUGUGGCCGUGCCAUGUCAGCGAUGAGUCCCCACUGACAGGCUGACGUGCACGGGCUGCAGCUGGAGAUGGUUAGGCCGUUGCCUGUGGGGAUGCUGGCUCCAAGGCCCGGGUAGGACACAGCUUGGCCUGCCAUGGGGGCUGUGCCUGGGGUUGCCACCGCCCCGCUAGCCUGACGGCAGCCUGACGUGCCACCAUGGAGCGAUCUGCGCGGGUGCCCCAGCCCCCCCACGUCCUGGACUUCUGUGGGCAGAAGCCGGAGGUCAGCGGAGAGAUGUCACCAGAGCCAGAGCAAGAAUCAGGGGACCCUGAGGAGACGCACGUCGCGCUGCCCCUGGGCGAGGAUGGGGAGCUGGUGGAGUGCCCCCUCUGCCUGCUGCCCCAGCCUCCUGAGGCCUUUCCCACCCUCGCCUCCUGUGCCCACCGCUCGUGCCAGGCGUGCCUGGAGCAGUACCUGCGCAUCGCUGUCAGUGAGAGCCGCGUGCAGGUGGCCUGCCCGCAUUGCCCCGCCGCGCUGCAGCCUGCCGAUGUCCACCGCCUGCUGGCCGAGCCCGCCCUGCGUGACAAGUACGAGGAGUUCCUCCUGCGGCGGCUGCUGGUGGCCGACCCUGGCACCCGCUGGUGUCCUGCGCCAGACUGCAGCUACGCUGUCAUCGCCUAUGGCUGUGCCGAGUGUCCUCGCCUCACCUGUGGGCGUGAGGGAUGUGGCACCGAGUUCUGCUACCACUGCCGUCAGCCCUGGCACCCUGAUGGGCCCUGUGCACCGGCACCGCUGACCUCCAGCCUGGCCAGCCCCUCGGCACAGCUUGUUCACCCAGAGGAGUCGGCCAACGUUGAGGCUGAGGACAUCAAAGUCUGUCCCCGCUGCAGUGCUUUCAUCAUGAAGAUCAAUGAUGGGAGCUGCAACCGCAUGAACUGCACGGUGUGUGGCUGCCUCUUCUGCUGGCUCUGCCUGCAGGAGAUCUCUGACGUGCACUUCUUGAGCCCCUCUGGAUGCACCUUCUGGGGGAAAAGGCCGUGGUCACGAACCCGGAAGAUCCUGUGGCAGCUGGGCAUGGUGCUGGGGGCACCGAUGGUGAUCUCCAUCGUCGCUGGCAUUGCUGUGCCUGUCAUUACCAUCGGGCUCCCCAUCUACAUGGGUAGGAAGGUGCUGGGCCAGAGCCGGAGGAGCAGCUUGUCAGGGUGCCAGCAGUGCUUCUCUGUCACCAGCAGUGUCCUCCUCUCUCUGUUUGUGUCCCCCAUCAUCACAGCUGUCACAGUGGGCAUUGGCGUGCCCCUGAUGCUCACCUACGUCUACGGGGUGGUGGUGCUGUCACUGUGUCGGAGCCGCAGCGGGUGUGGGGGUGGCCGUGGCCAGCCUGGGGACCUUGGUGUGGUGGAACUGGAGAACCUGACCAAGUUGAAUGAGCUGUGGUCAGUGCUGCCCAGCCCCAAGGGGGUCGAGGAUGGCGUCCCAGACACAACCACCUCCUUUCCCAGCAGCAGACAUAGCCCACACCACAGGGCCAUAUGGAAGGAGCAGGACAGCCAGUCAGCCAGCACAGUGGCCCUCGCAGGGAGCAUGCUAAGUGAGGGCCAGGACGUGUCCUACAGGGAAGGCAUCAACAUCGAGGUAGAGGUGGCGAUUGAAACGGUGCCACAUCCUGCCCGAGAGCAGAGCCUAUGCAGUGCACUGUCAGGCCAGAGUCUCUCUGGAGACUCCCUGGGAGGAACUAGCGACAGGUACAGCGUCACAGGCAUCCCAGAGGAGUGAAGGUGACCGUGCAGCAGUGAGCUGGAAGAUUCUUGAGACAGAGCACCCACCUCAUUGACACAAAGAUCCAUACCCUGUGGCAGACUUCUAUGCCCUCUGCAUUGCAUCACCAACCCCAUGAACUGGGUGCUCUCCAUCCCCAGGCUGGGCAGGCACUCACCGUGCACUCGGCCCUGCCUGCUCCAUGUAUCCACCCCAUUGCACCUCUACCCUGAAGGCAGGCUAAAGCACCAUCACUGCUGAAAUAAAACUACUCUCCAAACAUCA